AAAAUACAGCAAUCCAUGAGAUGUGUUGCUGCAAAAUAACUUCCAUGGUAACCCAUUUCUGCAAAAUAAUUUCUUACAUAGGCUGGAUUCAUGGAAGUGGACAAAAUGCAACAUGGCUCUAGGCCUAUCAAGAUUUUGAAUAUUAUAUUAUUUCCACAUAAAUAACAAGUCAUAGUAUUUUAGCACUUAUGUUUUACUAAGCGUUUCAUGACCUAACAACCAUGGACUGCCUCUCAGGAAUCCACAGCAGUUACCAGAAAAUAUCAGCGAGAUAUCAGUUUACACUGCAGGUUUUCUCACCAAAUUUAGCCUGCAUAAGAUGCAGACCUAAGAGCAACUCUAGCAGACCCCGCAAAAAGCCCUGACCCGCAAAAUAACCGCCAAAAUGCGGGUCGGCGCGGAAAAUCCCGCCCGAACAGACCCCGCAAACGCGGCCGGCCCGCAAAAUUUUUUUGAGGGGCGCGGCAAAAUCUCGGCCCCAACCCGCGAAUACGCGGGUUUCCCCCUCGCCCCUACGGUGCCCCGUAUCGCAUUGAAGCGGUUGGCGGGAGGGACAUUUCAGCCCGCGCCCUUUCCCCAUCUCCUUCGCCACCGCCCGCCCUUGGUUCCGCCCGUCCGCCGCCAGCGAAUCCGGCCAAAUCUGCGGGCGGAAUCGCGCCACGAGGGCGUCCCCCAUCCUCCAGCACCGAUUCGCUGCACCGCCCCCCCGGAUCCGGCGAGAAGAGCCGCCCCUCGUCGCUGUCGCCGCCAGGGAUCGACCGACCUCGAGCCCGCCCCUCGUUGCCGCCCGGGAUCACCCGCCACACGAGCCGCCGGUCAGUGUUUGUUUUGUGCUUUGUGCUGAGUGUUAUGCCUAGUUGAUUGACGCGGCAUGCGAUUCUUGUCCAUGUAGAUGGAAUUGAGCCCGUGCGAGAAGUUCUUGCUCUCCGAUUCGGAUGACUCGGAUGUUGAGACGAUGCUUGCGACCUUUCGGCAGCAAACAUUAGUGAUGACACUUGCCGUGAAGGAGCACAAAGACGAGAACCGAAAGAGGCGGCGAGGAUCGACCGUCGGGCGUCUUUGCAUUCCUCGGAAUCGCCAUCUCGGGAGCGAGAUGUUGAUGCAAGACUACUUCGUGGAGAAUCCAACAUAUCCACCGCACCUCUUCCGGAGAAGGUACCGAAUUCGCCGAUCCCUCUUUGUGAAAAUUGUUCAAGCUUGCGAGGCAAAUUGUCGGUAUUUUACUCAAAGAAGAAAUGUUGCGGGCUUAAAGGGAUUUAGUGCAUAUCAAAAAAUCUCCGCAGCUAUGCGGGUGAUUGCAUAUGGCGUUCCGGCUGACUAUGCCGAUGAGUACCUUCGCAUUGGUGAAGAUACCACAAUUGAGUCAGUGCGUAGAUUUGCCAAAGUGAUCAUCCAUGUCUUUGGUCCUGAAUAUCUUCGGGCACCCAACGAGGAUGACACAAAGAAAUUGAUGGCAUCUAAUGAGAGGAGAGGUUGGCCUGGCAUGCUAGGUAGCAUUGAUUGUAUGCAUUGGACUUGGAAAAAUUGCCCGAAGGCAUGGCAAGGAAUGUAUUGUGGCAAGUCUCGUGAUGCAACAGUUGUGCUAGAGGCCGUAGCAUCCAAGGAUUUAUGGAUUUGGCAUUGCUUCUUUGGUAUGCCGGGCACUCUCAAUGAUAUCAAUGUGGUGCAACGGUCUCAUUUGUUUGCUAGGCUUGCUAGUGGUGAUGCUCCUGCUUACAACUACACUAUCAAUGGGCAUGAAUACACAAAAGGGUACUAUCUUGCAGAUGGUAUAUACGCUCCUUGGUGCACCUUUGUCAAGAGCAUCAAAGAUCCCAAAACUAGAAAACAUUGUGAAUUCGCAAGGGUGCAAGAGACAGCCCGAAAAGACAUUGAAAGAGCAUUCGGGGUUUUGCAAUCUAGGUUUGCCAUUGUUCGUGGUCCUGCUCGUUUUUGGGACAAGAGGACCUUGAAAAAUAUCAUGACAUGCUGUGUUAUCCUUCACAAUAUGAUCCUCGAAGAUGAGAGAGGAAUGAACUUGGCUUCUACGACAAUGUGGGUACCCGUGUCAAACCAGCUAGAGACCCUAACCGCAUUAGAGCUUUUCUUCAGACCUACAAAGAGAUUGAAAAUGCAAACACCCACUUUCAACUUCAGGAGGAUCUCAUUGAGCACCAUUGGCAAAGGGCUGGACAGUAACAAACUCAUUUUUCUAUUCAUUUGAAUUUGUAUUCGGGACAAGUUUUGUAUUGCAUUAUUUAGUUCGCUUCGGUGAUUUGAAUAAUAAUUUGUGAUGUGGAUGAUUGUUGUAUUGUGUUGGUAUUGAAUAAUUAUUUAGUUUGCUUCCGUGAUUUGAAUAAUUAUUUUGUAGUGUGGAUGUUUGUUUUAUUUUUGUGGUGUGGUAUUGAUAUUUGCGGACCGGCGGGAUGCGGGAUGCAGCAGCGCAAGAGCAGACCCCGCAAAGCUGACCCGUAAAAAAGUAUAUUCCGCGAAUAUCCUUUUAUACGGGUCUGUUUGGGGGGUCUGCCUCUGCGACCGUCCGCGCCGGCCCGCAAAGCCGUUUUUCCGCGAACUGCAAACGCGUUUUGCGGGGCCGGCGGGAUGCGGGGUCUGCUAGAGAUGCUCUAAGAAUGAGUACUACAUCACAAAGAAAGACAACAAUGCGGCAGUUAGCCGUGAAAGCUGUUUCUGCAAAUUACUCGGCGUAGAACGAAUUGUGUUAAAUUUGGCAAGAAAUCUGUUUUCAAUACAUUACUUUUGCUCACUAGGUUUACAUAAGCAUCAUAUAUUUUGAAAAGAAGUUGCAGAAAAAUCCAGAUAAUUUCAAAUAUUAGUUUUGUGACCAAUAUAUCAAGUGGGACAUGGGUUGUAACUAUGUAGAUGGUUUAGACCACAUAUAUCAUGUUCCUUGCUUCGAAAUUCACGGAACAAAUCUUCAGUGGCUCUGUACUGGUUCAUAUGUGAAUGCAUAAUGUACUACCCAUGGUUUCUAGCCGCAACUAAAACUGUAAUCCCUUCCAUGUGCCUGACUCAUUCAUUGGAGCCAUCGUGAGCAACAUCUAAUCAAAAUUAAUAUUGUUCAUGGCAACAUGUAGAACAUUAAGGAAAAUCAUUUCACAGUUGAAUGGACUACACACACAGAAAAUUAACUGUAGUAAUCUGCAGCAUAACUAGGAUCGUCAAGAGACAAUGCAAAGACAAAUGUCUAAAUUGUAAG
Molecule: messenger RNA, 3196 nt
Organism: Triticum urartu
Lineage: Eukaryota; Viridiplantae; Streptophyta; Magnoliopsida; Poales; Poaceae
Product: protein ALP1-like
Source: RefSeq, a predicted model, not a curated record